Molecule: messenger RNA, 785 nt
Organism: Eutrema salsugineum
Lineage: Eukaryota; Viridiplantae; Streptophyta; Magnoliopsida; Brassicales; Brassicaceae
Product: 60S ribosomal protein L28-1
Exons: 4
Coding region: 114-545 (143 amino acids)
Biological process (GO): translation
Cellular component (GO): ribosome; cytosolic large ribosomal subunit
Molecular function (GO): structural constituent of ribosome
Source: RefSeq, a predicted model, not a curated record
CUGAGGUCAUAUAUAAAUAGCUCCAUCGUCAUAUCACACAGCUCCGGCGCCACCAUUAAAACCGAGUCUCUCUCUAUCUCUCUCUCUGCGAAAUUUCACGGUGAGGUUUCGAAAUGGCGACAGUUCCAGGACAAUUGAUCUGGGAGAUCGUUAAGACCAACAACUGUUUCUUGGUGAAACAGUUUGGAAGAGGAAACGCUAAGGUUCAAUUCAGCAAGGAGAGCAACAAUCUUUGCAACCUUAACUCCUACAAGCACUCUGGUCUUGCAAACAAGAAGACCGUGACCAUCCAGCCAGCUGACAAGGAACAAGCUGUUGUCCUCGCAACCACCAAGACCAAGAAGCAGAACAAGCCUAAGGUCUCUGUCAACAAGUCUAUCCUGAAGAAGGAAUUCCCAAGGAUGUCCAAGGCUGUUGCCAACCAGGUGGUGGACAACUACUACAGGCCCGACUUGAAGAAAGCUGCUCUUGCUAGACUCAGUGUCAUCAGCAAAAGCCUUAGGGUUGCUAAGUCCGGUGCCAAGCAAAGAAACCGACAAGCUUAAGCUUUUUUCAGAAUAUGUUUUUUGAAGUAAAAGAUUUUGCUGAACAGGUUUAUUAAGUUGUUUUGUUGAAGUUGAACUGUAACACUAUCCUCCUUUUCAUUAUCCUUUCCAAAAGGAGUUAGUAGUUGUUCUUAUUAUGCUUGUGUUUCUUGUGUUAAAUUCUGAUGGAUAUUUUUAUCAAAUCGAAAUCUUGAGUAAACCUCCAUCGUUCUCGUCAAACGAAUACGGGGAAUUAAAAUU